GGGGGUUCUAUCCCAGGUGACGCUAACCCUUGGAAGCCAAUACCAUUGGAACGGUUCACGGUCUAUCGGGUGUCUGAUGAUCAGCAUGUCAUUAUUGACCGAGAGGACCGGAGGGACCCAGAAGUGACAGUACCCACCUCAUUACUGUUGAGUCCCCGUUUCCAGCUAGCCAAUUGGUACGCUGCAAAGAGUUGGAGAACUUCGGGGCCUGGACCCAGCACUCACGAGACACUGGAGAAAGAGACCCUCGACAUGCAAACCCCCCUCGCCACUCGGGUUGAACAAUUGUUGACUCAGCGAGGUCGGUACCCUGGGGACCAUCCAGACUAUGGGCAAAGAAACCGUUUUGAGUGCAUGCACCAUAGCAACGGGACGUAUGAAAUAAGAGAUCACGUACGAGAAUUCAAUGUCAUCGUGCCUGUGAACCUAUUGUUGAAUGAGAAGUUCCGAUUAGCCAAAUGGUAUGAAAAGCAACUACAGCGUGCUCACAACGAACUUUGCGAGCGGUUGCAAGGGGGCAUGGAGGAGACCAAUAUCCUGAGGUCAUUG
Suillus discolor is the source of this 549-nucleotide messenger RNA. RefSeq lists its product as uncharacterized. The annotation marks the transcript as partial. The record is from RefSeq and is a predicted model, not a curated record. The transcript has 2 exons. NCBI's taxonomy places the organism in Eukaryota, Fungi, Basidiomycota, Agaricomycetes, Boletales, Suillaceae.